GUUUUGUUUAACAAUUUACAAACACAGUAUUUAUUUUCUCUCUCUCUCCAUCCUAAUACAAACACACAUUUUCUGAUUCUUCUCUCUCUUUCUCUCUCUAUCUUCUUAUAUAUCUAUCAGUCUCAUCAUGGUUCCCGCCAAUCUUUCCAAUAUUUAUACCAUAUAAAACCCUAAUCUUCUCACUCUACACUCCCAGGUUGGUGCACAUAAUAUAUAUACAACCAGAAUUGGAGCGAUUUGAAGGUUUGGAUAUAUGUCCUUCAAUCAAUCAGGGGCUGAGAAGAACGAGCCGUUACCUAAUAGAAAAUUGGGUCGAUCCGCGAGCUCCGGUCAGUCGAGGAAUUUCUCCGGCGGUGGUGGGAAGGGCGGCGGUGGCUCCGCCGCUCCACCCUCAUCUUCAUUUUCGUCCAACCGAAGCUUUAAGAAGUCUAAUAAUGCACACGGAGGACAAUCUAGGGUAAGCAAUGUGAGUUUGAAUUCAGAUUCUAAUAAUGCUUCUGCUGCCCGUACAGUACAGAAUGGUGCCAAUUUACGACCACCGUUACCUGCAGCAUCUGAUGCUCCGGUCACAGGCGUUACUGUCAAGUCAACUGAUGUGUCUUCCCAGAAAAGCACCCGAUCUGUUCCAAGGCCUCCAUCUUCUCAUCCUGCUACUGUCAGUUCUGACACCACAACGCCCGUGACACCUUUGAAGGAACCAGGAGAUAAGUCGACAUCAUUCACUCUUCAAUUUGGGUCCAUAAGUCCUGGUUUCAUGAAUGGAAUGCAGAUACCUGCUCGAACUAGCUCAGCACCCCCAAAUUUGGAUGAGCAGAAACGUGACCAGCUGCUCCAUGAUUCUUUAAGAGCUGUACCUAUGAUGCCAAGUUCAACAGCUCCUAAGCAGCAAUUACCAAAGAAGGAUGCAGGUGAUGUUGAUCAAUCUGACACUAGCAAUGAUCAUCCAAUGCCCAAGGCUAAGAAGGACGUGCAAGUUUUAUCUGCACCCCCUGUAACCCAGCCGCAGAAGUCUUCUGUUCAUUCUUUGACUGGGAAACCAAUGCAAAUGCAGUUCCAGCAACCACAGGUUGCCAUUCAAUUUGGUGGUCCAAACCCACAGAUUCAGUCUCAAGGAAUGGGGGCUCCUCCAUUGCCUGUGCCAUUGCCUAUGCCGUUGCCAAUGGGAAAUCCCCAAGUGCAGCAACAGGUAUUUGUUCCAAACCUCCAGUCCCAUAUGGUGCAAACUCAGGGGAUCAUUCACCCGGGCCAGAAUUUGAAUUUCACAUCUCAAAUGGGUUCUCAGUUACCUGCUCAGUUAGGCAAUUUGGGAAUUGGUAUGGCCCCACACUUUUCUCAACACCAGGCAGGAAACUUUGGUGGCCCUCGUAAAGUCAAGAUAACUCAUCCUGACACGCAUGAAGAGUUGAGACUUGAUAAGAGGACAGAUUCAUGUAUGGACAGUGGGUCAUCAGGCUCGAGGUCGCAUCCAAAUGUGCCUCCCCAAUCUCAAGCAAUUUCAUCCUUUCCACCUGCCCAUCUUAUCAACUACUACUCUAAUUCUUACAAUGCCAGUUCCCUCUUUUUCCAAGCUCCAAGUUCUCUUCCUCUAACUAGUGCCCAAGUUACUUCCGGUUCUCAGGCGCCAAGGUUUAACUACCAAGUUGGCCAGGGCCCUCAAACUUCUUUGAUGAACCAAUCUGCCCUUAACUCCCUUUCUGUUAGUAAUAUUAGGGCCCCAUCUCCCAUUAUUGGUGAACCAUCUAAUUUGGAACAUACUCGUGAUGUUCAUAACAUAUUCUCAUCAGCUCCAUCAGCUCCAGUACAGGUGACAGUGAAACCAGGUGCUGGUUCUCAUGGAGGAAGGGUUGCUGAUUCAUCAUUGUCAAUUGACUCACCUGUCAUUGAGAAAAGUGAGUCUACUAAUAUUUCUAAGCCACACGGGGAGGCUAGCUCAAUUGAUCCUCAAAGGAAUCCCGAUACAACUUCUAGAAGCUCUUUACAGCAAUCAAAACCUGGUCUCGCACCAAUAACUACUACAUUGCCUGUGGCUAGGCAACAAUCUGUUGCAGCAUUUGUUUCUCUUUCUGCGGAUACCCUGGCUCCCAACACUUUGUCUACUUCUCCUGCUCCUACUGAGCAGUCUGCAUCAGUUGUGACAAGUUGUAAUGAAGGCAUCAGGGAAAUAAUUUGUAGGUCUGACUCAAUCAAGGAUCAACAGGAGAAGCCAGGAAACAAAGGACAAAGCCAUUUCCAACCGCAGCAUCAGGUUGGUGGACGUUCUACCUCUUCUUUGUGCUUACCUUCUGAGUCUUUAGAAGAAUUAGAACAUACUAAUUUUUUCAACGAUAGAACUGAAACUGGAGAGGCUAGUACAAAUCCUGCUUCAUCAGGUACUAUUGGAGGUGUCACUGAAACUGCUGGGGACCCACCUUUAACCACCGGUAUUGACAGGCAUGAUGCUUCUGAUUCCAAAACUGAUUGUGUUGGCGAAGGCUCAACAUGUGUGGCAGUGGAAAUUAUUGGUGGUGGUGGAAAAAUGACUGAUACAUUGGACACUAAUCAUUGUAAUCAGCAAGAUGAUUUUCCUCUGCAUGAAGAACAAUUAAAGCCUGAAACUGCAGGAACAAAAGAACAAACUGAAGGUGCUAAACAGGAUGAAAUUGCCUUAGGACAAACUGAACUGAACUCCACUCUUGAGCUAACAAUUACUGGCAAUGAGCUUGGAUCCUUGCAAGCUACACAGAAGGAUCGUAAAGAGCCUGCGGGUUGUUGCACAAAAGAUGACGGGAUGGCUGAUAAUUCAGUGAUGACCACUUCCAUUGCGCUUGAUGAUAUAAAUGCUGAAUUAUCAAGUUCUGAUUUAUCUACUUCUUCUCAUGGCUAUAAGAUUUCAACUUCAGAUACCUCUUCUAGUAUGUGUGAUAGCAUGGAUAGAAAAGAAGUUCUUAUAGGAUCUGGUAUGCUAGAUCUGAAGUUGUCUAAUGUUUCAAAUUCAUCUCUUCCAGAAGUAACUUUGGAACAUGAAAGGAAAGGUACUGAUUCUAUUAGUUUGGGUGUGGUCUCUCUUUCAACCUUAGGUUCUAAGGAUAAAUUUAUGCUAGAACCUAACAGAGCAAAGAGUACUAUUGCUAGAGGGAAGAAAAAGAGGAAAGAGAUUCUACAAAAAGCAGAUGCUGCUGGGACAACUUCCGAUCUUUAUAUGGCAUACAAGGGUCCAGAGGAAAAGAGAGAAACUGCUGUCUCUUUAGAAAACAGUUGUAGCAAUAAUUUGGAAGUGGCAGAUGUUGAUGCUUCUAGGGAAGGUGUUGUAUCCAGUGAAAAAAGUGGGCAGAGUAAAGCUGAACCAGAUGAUUGGGAAGACGCAGCUGACAUCUCUACUCCGAAUUUGGAACCUUCAGAUGGAAAUGAAGUAAUGGCAAAAAAGUAUUCUAGAGAUUUCCUACUUACAUUUUCAGAGCAGUGCACUGAUCUUCCAGAGAAUUUUGAAAUUAGAUCUGAUAUAGCAGAGGCGUUGAUGAUUUCUAAUAUCACUGUUUCUCUUGAAUCACAUCCUUCUCCUGGAAGAGUUAUUGAUAGGCAGAAUGUGGGAUCUCGACCAGACUGGCAUGGGCGUGGCAUGGGUGACGAUGAGAAAUGGAGUAAACCCGGUCCUCUUGCCUCAGGAAGGGAUCCGCGAUUAGAUAUUGGAUAUGGGGGAAAUUUUGUAGGUUUUCGACCUGGCCAAGGAGGAAAUUAUGGUGUUAUAAGGAAUCUAGGUGUGCAGGUACCUGUUCAGUAUGCUGGCGGCAUUCUAUCUGGGCCUAUGCAAUCAUUGGGUUCUCAGGGAGGUAUGCAUCGGAAUAGCCCUGAUUCUGACAGAUGGCAACGUGCCACUGGUUUUCAAAAGGGUUUAAUUCCUUCUCCUCAUACUCCAUUACAAGUAAUGCACAAAGCUGAUAGGAAAUAUCAAGUGGGUAAAAUAACAGAUGAAGAAGAGGCCAAGCAAAGGCAGUUAAAAGCUAUCCUAAAUAAGCUAACUCCACAGAACUUUGAAAAACUUUUUAAGCAAGUGAAAGCGGUUAACAUUGACAGUGCUGUUACUCUCACUGGCGUGAUUUCGCAGAUAUUUGAUAAAGCUCUAAUGGAACCAACUUUCUGUGAAAUGUACGCCAACUUCUGUUAUCACCUUUCUGGAGAGUUACCUGAUUUCAGUGAAGACAAUGAAAAGAUCACUUUUAAAAGAGUACUUCUAAACAAGUGCCAGGAAGAAUUUGAGAGAGGGGCAAGGGAGCAGGAAGAAGCUAAUAGAGCCGAGGAAGGUGAAGUUAAAGAAUCUGAAGGGAAAAGAGAGGAGAAGAGAACACAGGCAAGAAGACGAAUGUUGGGUAACAUUCGACUGAUUGGGGAGUUGUACAAGAAGAAAAUGUUGACUGAGAGAAUAAUGCAUGAAUGCAUUAAGAAGUUGCUCGGUCAGAAUCAGAAUCCUGAUGAGGAAGAUAUUGAAGCUCUGUGCAAAUUAAUGAGCACAAUUGGAGAUAUGAUUGACCAUCCAAAAGCCAAGGAACAUAUGGAUGCAUAUUUUGAUAUGAUGGAGAAGUUAUCAAACAACAUGAAACUGUCUUCUAGGGUGAGAUUCAUGUUAAGGGAUUCGAUUGAUCUGAGAAAGAACAAAUGGCGACAGAGGAGGAAAGUCGAAGGGCCGAAGAAGAUUGAUGAAGUGCACAGGGAUGCUGCUCAGGAACGGCACGGACAAGCUGGUCGGAUGGCACGUGGUUCGGGCAUGAGUUCCUCAGUUAGAAGGGGUCAACCAAUGGAUUUUGGUCCGAGAGGGUCAAAUAUGUUUAUUUCUCCAAAUGCGCAGAUGGGUGGUUUCAGAGGGUUACCCAUGCAAUUCCGUGGUCAUGGCACUCAAGAAUUUCGGUUGGAGGAUAGACAUUUGUUCGAGAAUAGGACUAUGUCAAAUCCCUUGACCCAGAGACCUAUUGGUGAUGAUUCUAUUACCCUUGGUCCCCAAGGUGGCCUUGCUAGGGGAAUGUCCUUUAGAGGCCAGCAAUCAAUGGCAAGCAUUCCCUUAGCUGAGACACCAAGUCUUGGAGACUCCAGGAGACCUAUUGGUGAUGAUUCUAUUACCCUUGGUCCCCAAGGUGGCCUUGCUAGGGGAAUGUCCUUUAGAGGCCAGCAAUCAAUGCCAAGCAUUCCGUUUGCUGAGACACCAAGUCCUGGAGACUCCAGGAGAAUGACAGCUGGUUUAAAUGGUUAUAGUUCUGUAUCACAGCGAACCACAUUUGGCUCAAGACAGGAUCUCAAUCAGAGAUACAUCUCAGACAGGUUUGCCAGUCCAUCUGUUUAUGACCAAUCGAGUAUACAAGAACGAUACACGAGUCAUGGGAACAGGGACCCAAGGAAUGCAGAUCAUAGUUUUGGUAGGUCCCCACCAACUUCACCAUCCACAAGAGUUCAGGGAUCAAUUUUCACACAAAAUAUUUCUUCAGAGGAGGUAUGGCAAGAAAAACGCUUGCGGGACAUGUCAAUAGCAGCAAUUAAAGAAUUCUACAGCGCUAAAGACGAGAAGGAAGUUGCUCUUUGUGUCAAAGAGUUGAAUUCUCCGAGCUUCUAUCCAUCAAUGGUAUCUAUCUGGGUCACAGAUUCUUUUGAGAGGAAGGAUGCGGAGAGGGAUCAUUUGGCUAAGCUUCUGAUCAACCUUACAAAAUCACGGGAGGUUACAUUAAGUACAGAUCAACUCAUCAAAGGGUUUGAAUCUGUUCUCACUGAAUUGGAGGAUGUUGUAAAUGAUGCCCCCAGAGCAGCUGAAUUUCUUGGUCGUAUCUUGGCAAAACUGAUCCUCGAAAACUUGAUUCCAUUUUCAAGGAUCGCACAUUUGAUAUACGAAGGUGGGGAGGAACAAGGACGACUGGUAGAGAUAGGGCUUGCAGCCAAUGUAGUUGGUAGCAUCCUGGAGAUAAUUAAUUCAGACAAGGGAGAAUCUGCUUUGGCUGAAAUUCGUGGAAGCUCCGAUUUGCAGCUAGAGAAGUUCCGGCCUCGAAAUUCUAACAAAAGUUGGAGAUUAGACAAGUUCAUUUAAAGGAUACUGAUGCUCACUCUGUGGUUAAAAGAUAUUCAUUUCUAGUGCUUUUAGGGUACCCUUACCCUUUCAAUUUGCAGAAAUGUAUCUUUGUGAGGGGGGAGAGAGAGGGCAGAUUCACAUGAGGUAUCCUUCUUCAUGUUUUAAUAUUUAUUUCUUUAAAUUGCCAAAAGUUCAAUUCAGCCUCCAAAAUUUAGCAUAUCAUCUCACAUGGUAUUGCCCAAAAACACCAACUGCUUCAAACUUGAACAUUACUUAUUUUCACCUGUUGCAGGGACCAUAAUGAGUUUUUUUUUUUUUUUUUUUUUUAACUCUUUUAUGUUCUAAACUAGACAAUAAUUUCGUGGAUACAGACUUUUGGGUUGUGGAAAUAGAAUUUUAUAUAUUGAAUUUAAUGUUCAAUUAUUUAUUAUAGAAAA
This is a messenger RNA of Cornus florida, 6459 nucleotides long. RefSeq names its product eukaryotic translation initiation factor 4G-like. Gene Ontology annotation, cellular component: eukaryotic translation initiation factor 4F complex. Gene Ontology annotation, molecular function: mRNA binding; translation initiation factor activity; protein binding. The transcript has 10 exons. NCBI's taxonomy places the organism in Eukaryota, Viridiplantae, Streptophyta, Magnoliopsida, Cornales, Cornaceae. The record is from RefSeq and is a predicted model, not a curated record. Bases 254 to 6040 code for a protein of 1928 amino acids.